Messenger RNA from Pelodiscus sinensis (Chinese soft-shelled turtle), 498 nucleotides. It is a transcript of the gene MYOG, whose product is annotated as myogenin. NCBI's taxonomy places the organism in Eukaryota, Metazoa, Chordata, Testudines, Trionychidae. Gene Ontology annotation, biological process: positive regulation of myoblast differentiation; positive regulation of skeletal muscle fiber development; positive regulation of transcription by RNA polymerase II. The record is from RefSeq and is marked provisional. Gene Ontology annotation, molecular function: protein dimerization activity; DNA-binding transcription factor activity, RNA polymerase II-specific; RNA polymerase II cis-regulatory region sequence-specific DNA binding.
AUGGAGCUCUUCGAGACCAACCCUUACUUCUUCCCAGACCAGAGGUUUUACGAUGGCGAAAACUACUUGAGCUCCCGCUUGCAGGGCUACGAGCCGGGGGCAUACCAGGAGCGGCCAGGCCUGGGACUGUGUCCGGAGGGCAGGACGGGGUUGGAGGAGAAGGGCUCGCCCCUGCCUGAGCACUGUCCCGGACAGUGUCUGCCCUGGGCGUGCAAGAUCUGCAAGAGGAAGACGGUCUCCAUCGACCGGCGCCGCGCGGCCACCCUGCGAGAGAAGCGGAGGUUAAAAAAGGGGGUGGCCAGUGAGUGUGGGUCCAACAGCGCCUCCUGCAGCCCGGAGUGGAGCACCCAGCUGGCGUUCAGCAGUAACCCCCGGGAUCACCUGUUAACUGAUGAGUCCUCUGAAGACCGCACCCUCCACUCCCUGUCUUCCAUUGUUGAAAGCAUCGCUGUGGAGGACGUGGCUGUCACGUUCCAAGAAGAGAGAGUUCAAAACUGA